CUAAUGUGUGAUGGAAUACAGCCGGACGGAAACAGAAAAAGAACAGGAGAAGAAGAACGCCGGUUUUCAAAGGACGCUGGUUUUUGGAAGGAGAGAUGGAAGAAGUACAAGAAGCGGAUGAGAACGUUUUAGUUGGCCCCAUGCAGGGGAAAUUCUGUUAUAAAAUACAGGAUGGGAGAGUUGAUAAGAGCGUGGUCGUAUGUAAAUUGUGCAACAAGGAGUUCGCGUAUCACCGCAGCGCAUCAAGCCUGAAAUACCACCUCAAUGCCAAACAUGUAGCAGCAAGCUUGGCAGAUGGCGCGCAAGCUAACCCAACACGAACGACACACAGCCAACCCACACUACAUCAACUGAGUUUCAAGGGCAAGGUCAGCAAGACCACGGCAGAGAAAAUGACCAACGCGCUGGCUUACUGGGCGGCUCUCGACUGCAGACCGAUUGCAGUGGUAGAAGAUAAGGGGCUGGAAAAGGUACUUCAGAUUGCGUUGUCUGACACCACGUAUGAGCUGCCAUGCAGAAAAACGAUGACAAAGAGGGUCCAGCAGCUCUACGACAGUGAAAAGGGAGAGAAAGAGAAUUUGUUGGAAAAAGCAGAAUGCGUCGCUAUUACUGGGGAUCACUGGACCUCGGUCAGCAACGCAAAUUACCUCGGUGUGACGGCACACUUUGUUGGCAACAAGUGGCGUCUUCACUCGUUUGCCUUAACCAUCAAGAAGAUCACCACAAGGCACUUUGCUGAAAACGUGGCAGAAGAUUGAGUCUGUGGCAGAGGCCUGGGAAAUCACACAGAAAGUCACCACAAUCGGAACAGACAGUGCCUGUGCCAUGACCGCUGCAAUGAGACGGCUCACAUUCCAGCACAUGCCAUGUGUUGCUCACCUGUUACAGAGGACGAUCACAGUUUGCCUUGCUGACAGCGGGUUCACAGCCACACUGGCGAGAUGUCGUAAGAUAGUCGGGCAUUUUAAACACAGCCCCUCAAACACAGAGGAACUGCACCAGGAGCAAACACAACUAGGCCAAGACAACGAGCCACUGAUGCAGGACGUUUCCACAAGAUGGAAUUCCACCCUGUUGAUGGUCUCUCGUCUGCUGAAGAACCAAGAUGCUGUGAAGGCUACGCUCGCCAAACAGAAGCACAAGCUCACCAUGUUGACUACUGCUGAGUGGGACGGACUGCAGAGGCUCGAAACCCUACUUUCACCAUGCAGAGGUGUGACAGAGCUCCUUGGGGGUGAGAAUUAUGUGUCGUGCUCAGUUGUGUUACCUGCUCUCCGCCACCUGACCCGCACCAUGGAGGCCUCAGAUGACGACCCAGCUUAUGUGGUGAAGUUCAAGGCUGCGUUUGAAAAGGAACUGUCUCAACGCGAGGAUGCCCUCAACCAUGGAUGGCUCAGGGUGGCAACAGCACUCGACCCUCGUUUUAAGGACCUAAAGUGUCUACCAAGAGGAGAGUGAGGAGAGGUGUGGACCAGCAUUGAGGCACUGGUGCAAAAACAACCAGGCAGAGCCACUCCGGAACGCACAGAGGAGCCAGCAAGGAAGAGGAGCCUCCUGCUGUAUAAUUCAGAUUCUGAAUCGGAGGAUGAAGAUUGGCCCAAAGGAGCCCUGACCCGUUACAGGGCAGAGCCUACCAUCAGUGAGAGACUGCCCACUGCAGUGGUGGUCCACUCAUGAGGGAGCCCAUCCACAGCUCUCUGCCCUGGCCCGCAAGUAUCUGGGCAGCCCUGCCACUUCUGUCCCUUGCGAAAGAUUAUUCUCCCUGGCAGGUAAUAUAGCUCAAAAGAAGAGGGCAGCCUUGAGCUCCGAAAAUGUCAACAGGCUAGUUUGUCUCAGCAACUGGCUGAAAGAGAAGGAGCAGUAAUCAGUUAAAUGUAUCCUGAGGCCAGUUGGCCAGUUAUUUUUCAAAAGGAUGUUGGAAGAAUUGAGAUUGAGGUCAAUCACUGGCACUUUUUAAUGGAUCACUUUAUGUUGAACUGUUUGUCUUGGCCAAUGUUAUUCAGAGUUGGACUGAGUUUGAUUUAAUUUCUCUCUUAUUUUUUUGUAAUCAUUUCAACCGUUGAUAAAUCAACAGUGUGUUAAAGCCUCAGAGGUAACAGAGAGAUGUUUUCUAACAGGGUUUAUUUACAUUGCUCUGAAUGUACUUGAAAGAAUUGCGUUUUACAAAAAAAAAGUGUUAUAGUUUACAGAAGAUCUACCUAUACCUAUAAAGCUACCUGAAUUUCUGAAAUUAACUUUCCUAAAUAUGCUGAACUUUAUGGCACUUUUUUUAAUGGAUCACUAUGUUGAACUGUUUGUCUUGGCCAAUGUUAUUCAGAGUUGAACUGAAUUUGAUUUAAUUUCUCUGAUUUUUUUUGUAAUCAUUUCAACUGUUGAUAAAUCAACAAAGUGUGUUAAAGCCUCAGAGGCAACAGAGAUGUUUUCUAACAGGGUUUACCUUGUUCUGAAUGUACUUGAAAGUAUUGCGUUUUACCCAAAAAAAAAAAACAGUUAUAGUUUACAGAAGAUCUACCUAUACCUAUAAAGCUACCUGAAUUUCUGAAAUUAACUUUCCUAAAUAUGCUGAACUUUAUGGCACUUUUUUUAAUGGAUCACUAUGUUGAACUGUUUGUCUUGGCCAAUGUUAUUCAGAGUUGAACUGAAUUUGAUUUAAUUUCUCUGAUUUUUUUUGUAAUCAUUUCAACUGUUGAUAAAUCAACAAAGUGUGUUAAAGCCUCAGAGGCAACAGAGAUGUUUUCUAACAGGGUUUACCUUGUUCUGAAUGUACUUGAAAGUAUUGCGUUUUACCCAAAAAAAAAAAACAGUUAUAGUUUACAGAAGAUCUACCUAUACCUAUAAAGCUACCUGAAUUUCUGAAAUUAACUUUCCUAAAUAUGCUGAACUUUAUGGCAGAAUUUGCACUGGCUUGUUGAUCUUGGUUUUGAAAAAAAAAAAAACAUUUUGUUGAUUUAAGCUUAUGUAUUGUCAUUCAAAAUCCAUGUGGAAAAAAUGUCUUUCUACCUGUUCUCAAGUCAGAUAUUUCUAUGCGAUUAAAAUGCGAUUAAUUUCGAUUAA
Molecule: messenger RNA, 3054 nt
Organism: Neoarius graeffei (lesser salmon catfish)
Lineage: Eukaryota; Metazoa; Chordata; Actinopteri; Siluriformes; Ariidae
Product: E3 SUMO-protein ligase ZBED1-like
Exons: 3
Coding region: 826-1458 (210 amino acids)
Source: RefSeq, a predicted model, not a curated record